AUGGCCACCUCCACCAUGUCUGUCUGCUCUGAUGCUCUCAAUUCUUCCUGGCAGGUGGAUGACUGCCCAGAGAGCUGCUGUGCCCCCAGCUGCUGCAAGCCCAGCUGCUGCCAGUCUAGCUGCUGUGUCCCCAGCUGUUGUCAGUCCAGCUGCUGUGCCCCAGCCCCGUGCCUGACCCUUGUCUGCACCCCAGUGUGCAGUCCCUGCUGCCAAUCUGGCUGCAGCAGCUGCUGCACACCCUCAUGCUGCCAGCAGUCUAGCUGCCAGCCAGCUUGCUGCACCGGCUCCCCCUGCCAGCCAUCCAGCUGUGUGACUCUUUGCUGCAAGCCUGUCUGCUGUAAACCCAUCUGCUCUGGCUCCUCCUCAUGCUGCCAGCAGUCUAGCUACCAGCCCUCAUGCUGCCAGCCAUCCUGCUGUGUGCCUGUCUGCUGCAAGCCUGUCUGCUGCACACCCAUCUGCUCUGGUUCCUCCUCAUACUGCCAGCAGUCUAGCUGCCAGCCCUCAUGCUGCCAGCCCUCAUGCCGCCAGUCCUCAUGCUGCCAGCCAUCCUGCUGUGUGCCUGUUUGCUACAAACCUGUCUGCUGCAAGCCCUGCUCCAGCAUGUCCCUGCUCUGCCGCCCCGUGUGCAGACCCGCCUGCUGCCUGCCCACCUCCUCCUGCUGUGCCUCCUCCUGCCAGCCCAGCUGCUGCCGCCCAGCAUCCUGUGUGUCCCUGCUCUGCCGCCCUGCCUGCUCCCGCCAGGCCUGCUGUGGCCUCUCCUCGGGCCAGAAGUGCAGCUGUUGA
Messenger RNA from Meriones unguiculatus (Mongolian gerbil), 783 nucleotides. RefSeq names its product keratin-associated protein 10-9-like. Gene Ontology annotation, cellular component: keratin filament. The coding region runs from base 1 to 783 and encodes 260 amino acids. The record is from RefSeq and is a predicted model, not a curated record. The transcript has a single exon. NCBI's taxonomy places the organism in Eukaryota, Metazoa, Chordata, Mammalia, Rodentia, Muridae.